Ipomoea nil (Japanese morning glory) is the source of this 3505-nucleotide messenger RNA. RefSeq names its product leucine-rich repeat receptor-like serine/threonine-protein kinase At1g17230. Gene Ontology annotation, molecular function: ATP binding; protein kinase activity; protein binding. The record is from RefSeq and is a predicted model, not a curated record. Gene Ontology annotation, biological process: protein phosphorylation. NCBI's taxonomy places the organism in Eukaryota, Viridiplantae, Streptophyta, Magnoliopsida, Solanales, Convolvulaceae. The coding region runs from base 18 to 3359 and encodes 1113 amino acids. The transcript is spliced from 2 exons.
ACUUAUAGCAAAUAAGCAUGCACCAUAUGUUUGUUGGAUUAUCCUCUGAAAUGGAAAGCCAAAGGAAUUUCAGAGCCCAAAAGCGUCGGCUUUUUAUGUUCUUGAUUUCUAUGCUUUGCAGCCUCACAGAAUCUCUGAUGAAUCAGGAGGGAAUCACACUUUUGGAGUUCAAAACCUCCCUUAUGGACCCAAACAACAAUCUCCAGACCUGGAAUUCUUCUUCAGGCUUGAAUCCCUGCAAUUGGGCUGGGAUAGCAUGCAAUGGUGAUCACAAGGUAACUUCUGUACACCUUCAUGGCCUCUAUCUAUCUGGUAGCUUAUCUUCAAAAAUCUGCGAGCUUCCUGUUUUGACUGAUCUCAACAUCUCAGCAAACUUCAUUUCUGGCCAUAUUCCUGAUUUUGCACAUUGCCAAAAUCUUGAGGUUUUAGACCUCUGCACCAAUAGAUUCCAUGAUAAAUUCCCUUCCAAGUUUUCUGAUAUGCCCUCCCUUAGGAAGCUUUACCUGUGUGAGAAUUAUAUCUAUGGAGAAAUCCAUCCGGAGAUCGGGAACUUAACUUUGCUCGAGGAGCUUGUAAUUUACAGUAAUAAUCUCACUGGAAGGAUUCCAAACUCAAUAAGUAAACUGAAAAAGCUUAGGAUUGUGAGGGCAGGGAGAAACUGUUUUUCAGGUACAGUCCCUGUAGAAAUAAGUGAAUGUGAGAGUUUACAAAUCCUUGGAUUGGCAGAGAAUAGGCUAGAGGGGUCUUUUCCUGUAGAGCUUCAGAGGCUUGAGAAUCUCACUAACUUGAUCCUUCGCUCGAAUUCGUUUUCUGGUGCAAUUCCAGCUGAAAUAGGGAAUUUCAGUCACCUGGAAGUACUUGCACUUCAUGAUAAUUCCUUCACCGGGCACCUUCCGAAAGAGCUGGGGAAGUUAGCCAUGCUAAAAAGAUUCUACCUUUACAGAAACCAUUUGAAUGGCACAAUUCCAUGGGAAAUUGGGAACUGUUCUAGUGCCACUGAGAUAGACUUUUCUGAGAAUCACUUGGGUGGGAUUAUUCCAAGAUCGUUGGGUCGAGUUUCCAAUCUCCAGCUGCUUCAUCUUUUCGAAAACCUCUUACAUGGAAGCAUCCCGAGAGAACUUGGAGAGCUGAAGCACCUCAGGAAGUUGGAUUUAUCCAUAAACAAUUUAACAGGUAGGAUUCCUCUAGAGUUUCAGAAUCUUGAGUUCUUGGAAAAUAUACAACUUUUUGACAAUCAUCUUGAAGGGACUAUCCCCCCGUUACUCGGGCUGAAAACCAACCUGUCGUUUCUCGACAUGUCAAGGAACAAUCUGAUAGGAAGCAUCCCUCCAAAGCUUUGUUGGUCCCAGAAACUGAGCUUUCUGAGCCUUGGCUCCAAUAAGUUGUCCGGAAACAUUCCUCGUGGCCUAAAAACUUGCAAGUCUCUGGAGCAGAUGAUGUUGGGAGAUAACCUGCUCACCGGUACUCUUUCUGUCGAGUUGUGCAAACUCCAGAAUCUUUCAGCUCUCGAGCUCUAUCAAAACCGGUUUACUGGACUGUUACCCCCAGAAAUCGGUAAUUUUAGUAGACUGGAAAGGUUUCUCUUGUCUAAUAACUACUUUUUUGGUCAUAUCCCUCCUGAGAUUGGGAAACUUGUGAGGCUUGUUACUUUCAAUGUCUCCUCAAACAGGCUAUCUGGGGGGAUUCCUCAUGAGUUGGGUGAUUGUAUCAGGCUUCAGAGGCUUGAUCUUAGCAAAAACUGGUUUACUGGGAACCUCCCAGAUAAACUAGGAAUGUUGGUGAAUUUGGAAUUGCUUAAGCUAUCAGAUAAUAGAUUAAAUGGGGAGAUCCCAUAUACAUUGGGGGAGCUUGUAAGACUUACUGAUCUGCAAAUGGGUGGCAAUUUAUUUUGUGGUGAAAUCCCUAUCGAGCUCGGUCAACUCACAGCCCUUCAAAUUUCUCUCAACAUAAGCCAUAAUGCUCUCACUGGAUCAAUCCCGGGAAACUUGGGUGACUUGCAGAUGCUUAUAUCGCUCUACUUGAAUGAUAACCAACUUAGCGGUGAAAUUCCCGGUUCAAUAGGUGAGUUGAUGAGCCUCAAUGUCUGCAACCUUUCCAACAAUAACCUGAUAGGAGCAGUACCAAACACCCCCGUCUUUCGAAGAAUGGAACCGAGCAAUUUUGCUGGGAAUCCAGGCUUGUGCAAGUUGGAUUCGUCGAAUUGCUUCCCCUCUCCGACCCCAUUAACAUUUUCAAACUCAAGCUGGAUCAAGAAAGCUUCAUACCGAGAAAAAGUAAUUCUCAUAUGCUCAGCUGUUGUUGGACUGGUUUCUUUGGUCUUCAUUGCUGGCGUUUCUUGGAUGAUGAAGAGCCACACGAAAGCCACCGUCUUAGUAGAAAAUCAAGUGAAAACCAAUGUCUUGGAGGAAUAUCACUUCCCCAGAAAAAGAUACAGUUUUCAGGACCUUGUUAUGGGCACUGAGGAUUUCUCAGAAAGUGCUAUCAUAGGAAGAGGAGCCUGUGGUGUUGUCUACAAGGCUGUCAUGACUGAUGGAGAAGUGAUUGCUGUGAAAAAGCUGAAAUCCCGGGGAGAAGGAGGGAGCUUAGAAAACAGCUUCACUGCAGAAUUAUCGAUACUCGGGAACAUCUGUCACAGAAAUAUUGUGAAACUCUAUGGUUACUGCCACCACCAAGACCGCAAUCUUCUCUUGUAUGAGUACAUGGAAAAUGGAAGCCUCGGGGAAAUUCUCCGUGGGAACAAGGAAACUCGUAUGCUGCUGAACUGGAAUGACAGAUACAAGAUUGCUCUCGGAGCAGCUGAGGGCCUAUGUUACCUCCACCAUGAUUGUAAGCCCCAAAUCAUCCACCGCGACAUAAAAUCAAACAAUAUCUUAUUGGAUGAAAUGCUCGAGGCACAUGUAGGAGACUUCGGGUUGGCAAAGCUAAUCGACUUGCCAUACUCAAAAUCAAUGUCAGCUGUGGCUGGUUCAUAUGGCUACAUUGCGCCCGAAUAUGCUUACACAAUGAAAGUGACAGAGAAAUCCGAUAUAUAUAGUUUCGGGGUUGUUCUGCUGGAACUAAUUACUGGAAGCUCUCCGGUUCAACACAUUGAACAAGGAGGAGAUCUAGUGAGUUGGGUGAGAAAAUCGGUUCAUGAAGGCGUCUCGUUCUCUCAUAUCUUUGACAAAAGGCUUGAUCCUAUUCCGGGAAGCACGAUUGAGGAGAUGUCUUUAGUUCUCAAGAUUGCAUUGUUUUGUACCAAUAUAUCUCCUCUCAAUCGGCCAACAAUGAGAGAGGUGGUUGCAAUGCUGAUCGACGCUAAGGAAGCGACGAAUAAUUCACUGCCCUCUUCAACAUCAGAAACUCCUUUAGAUCAAUAGCUUGCAAAUCCAUCCUCCCUACAAUAUUUUCAUCAGCCUGUAGUUAUUACUAAGCAUGUUAGGCUACAUUUUGCCUCUAACUAGCAACUUUCUCAGAGAUCCACUUAUUAUUGCAAUGAUCUAAUUGAUCUAUCUUCUUGUCUUGA